CUGGCAGCCAUGUGGCACAACCAGAGGCGUCACCAGCAAUGUUUGGGUGGCACACAAACACACACAAAUAGUCGCACUCACACACAUACAUAUACACACUAUAAGUGCUAGUGGGAACUUUGAAUAAUUUGUGUGCACUCGGAACACAUCAAUCGUUAUUUGGAGACCUAACUUGUCUAAUGCCGGCUAAGUAAUUGUCCGCAUUUGGCUCUAGUCUCAUAUAUUAUUUGAAACUCAUCAGGGAUAUAGUGCAAAAGCUGUAGAGCUCGUAGCUCUCUAUUAAUUGACUAAUAGAAAAACAUGCAGUUUAAUUUAUAAACUGUAAACAACAGCAAAAAAGUAUGCAACAACAAAACUUCACACAGUUUAACGGCUUGCUUAGAUACUGACUUAUCCUUUAAAUAAAUAAUCAUAGUAAAGGCGCGUAACUAGCUAACUGCCUAAAUAUUUAGCUUAGGUGAACUUGAAUUCAAAAUAGUUUCGGUAGCAUUGGAACUGAAUUAAAGAUAGUUGAGCUAAAGUUUUAGUUGAAGCCACUCUUUAUAUAUGGAACUCAGCUCUAAUUUACGCUGUCAAUGCCUUGAAAUGAAUUACAGCAGAGUAGUAUGCCCUGCUCUUAGCAGCUUUUAGCCAGGUGCAAAGCUUGAAGUGCGCUGUCAUUUACUUGAUUGUUUUUUUUAUACCCUACAGGUAAAGCUGAUGGAUUUGAUGUUUCAUGGUGCACGUAAAGAGGAAACUAAUAAGAUUGCAUGUAAGCGUAGAUUAAUAGUGUAUGGAUUGACAGUAAAGGAAUAGCAAAUGUGAUUAUAGAGCAGCACUUGAGCAGACCUAAUUAAUUAUGUAUAUUAGCCGACUCGUAAAGGUUGUGAAAUGAAUUAUAAAUAAUUUAGUUGUCUUUGUAGACAAAAAUCUCUUGAAACAUUACAUUAUAUUAAUUUCAAUGGCCUGCCGGCAUUUCCUCUGAAUUUAUCUUCCUAAGCCCGCCACCCAUCCCAAGUGCGUGGUAUUUGACAGUUGUAAAAAUGUUUAAGUUGUUUGUCUUUUCUCGCAUAUUGCUGAAUUCGUUGGCUUUGUGUGUGUGUGUGUGUGUGUGUGUGUGCGAUGCUUUCAAAUGUCUCCAUUGUCUUCAGGCGUUUACUUGUGUUCCUCUCGGCCCUUAGUAAUUUGCGUAUUUUCUUACCAAAUUCACAUGAGAAUGCCUGCGAGCAGGGGCCGAGGGAAGCCGAAUUCAAUUAUGAUAUCGUUUCAAGUAGUUCUUUAAAUGGCAUUUCUGCACCCAAGAGCCACAGCGAAAUGCCAGCUUCAUGGAAGCAAGCAACAAUAGAGUGGGUUCGGGCAAGGUCGUUGGGCGUUGCUGUAUGAACGAGUUACUGAGCAUUACAUACACAUACACAUACACAAACACACGCCCACUCGCACCCACACACACACAUACUUAUGUACUCAUUAUGUGGCGAGUUCUUGUUCUUGCAUAUUUUCCAACCGAAUUCCUUUGAAAAGUGGCGCUGGUAUUAAAAAAAGAAAACAGAAACAGCGAGGAGGAGCAAAAUAAAAAUGUGAACAGAAGCUGGGCACUCGCUCUAAUGGGCGAAAUUUGAGCCAAGGCACUUGCUGCACUCGAUUACGGUCGGUACUUUCCGGUUUGAUACCGUCCAUUGCUUUGUUGUUCCGCCUGCAUUCGAAUCAACGUCAGCGGAAUGAAGGCGACGGGGCAUCGCUGCGGCUGCGGCUGUUGGAGUAUCCUGAACACGUAGCGAGCCAAAACAAAGUUAAUUAGAUUUGUUGCAAGAUGGUCAUUAUUGAAGCCAAAUGGUGCUUGGCUGAGGGCCACGCCAAGCCCUUUUAAUGGACAGUGCCAGUGCAGUCAAUUUGAAAUUUGUAUGCGCCAUUUUUAUGUGGUUUACUCGACUGGAAUAGACCGCCGUGUCUGUGCAAUUACCCAAUUGGGUGGCAGCUUUGGCCACUGCUACCCGCAGGGCAGCUCAAGCGCAGGGCGGGAGCCAUCCUCUGCCAUUCGUUAUGCAAUUCGCGUAGCGAAUUUCAUUUUUAAGUGUUUGCGUGUUAAAUGUAUGCAUUACUCUUUGCAGCUAAACAAGGAUAAAGCAAGCGAGUCCAAAGCUGCAAAAAGAGCUGCAAGCAAGCUGUAAAAUUUCUGCUUUUUUCUGACAGAUUGAGAAAUCGGAAGCGCAGCUUUAUAUGUAAAUGUUCAUCACAACAAAGUUGGCUGAUUGAAAAUGCAAAUCGCAUACAGAAAGUGAUUGCAGGCGACAGCAAACGAAAUUUGUGGCAGCGCAAAAACAGGUAAUAAAGUGAGCGCAGGUAGCCCUAUUGCCCGUUGCACUCGGCGUAUGCGUAAUAAGCGGACGGCGUAUGCUUGUCGAACGGGCGUAGCGGGUCAGCAGCGAGGCCACGCCGUUGUCCAUUAAAGCGGCGGAAAUGACACAGACGAAAUGUAUCGCUGCAAAAAUUGGUUCUGUGCGCGCAGCAACAACAACAACUACGUCGACGUCGCACUAAACGAGCCGGGACAAAGCUCAACGCCAACGACAUUACCACCACAGCCACAGGCACAGGCACUGGCACAGGCGCAGGCACAGGCAGCCAAAAGCUGCAGCAACAGUAAUAGCAUCAAUAGGGCACGCAAUAAAUCCAAUAGCAAUCAACAGCCAAACGCAGCCGGUGCGAACCACAGAUCCACGCCCACCGAUGAUCCACCGCAGUCUGCCGGAGCAGCCGGAGCAGCCCACGUGGUCACGUUCCUGGAGGAUGCACCGGGCAGCAGCAACGGCGGCGUAACCAGCAGCCGCAUUGUGACCACCGCUGAGCUCCAUCAGGCUCACAUGCUGGAGCACCACUCCAAUCUGGAUGCCAUUGAGCAGGCCGACGAUUUCAUCUACGGCCCGGGCGCAGGACUCUCGCUGUGCGACGACAGCCUGCCCUCUGCCAAGAACUGCUAUAGACUUGUGAUGCUUGGGUCGUCACGCGCUGGCAAGUCGUCGAUUGUGGCACGUUUUCUGGGCAAUCGCUUUGAGGAGGCCUAUACGCCGACUAUUGAGGAGUUUCAUCGUAAAUUGUAUCGCAUACGAAAUGAGGUCUUUCAGUUGGAUAUUUUGGAUACUUCAGGCUAUCAUCCGUUUCCCGCAAUGCGUCGUUUGUCAUUUCUAACGGGCGAUCUAUUUAUAUUGGUAUUUAGCAUGGAUUCGCGCGAGUCCUUCGAGGAGGUGGUGCGCCUGCGAGAGAACAUACUCGAGACCAAGUGGGCGGCUCUGAAUCCAGGCUCGGGUUUCAAGAAGAAGAGCCUCCCCAAAAUACCCAUGAUUCUGGCUGGCAACAAAUGUGAUCGUGAAUUCAAAACCGUUCAGCUGGACGAGGUGAUGGGCUAUAUAGCUGGCCAGGACAACUGCUGCACUUUCGUGGAGUGCUCGGCACGCCAGAACUAUCGCAUCGAUGAUCUGUUCCAUGCCCUAUUUACGGUUUCCAAUCUGCCCCUGGAGAUGACGCCCAACCAGCACAGACGCCUCGUGUCCGUGUUUGGCGCGCCCUCGCCACUGCCUCCGCAUGGCUCGGCCGUGGGCGGCAGCAAGAAGAAUGCUCUAUCCAUCAAGCGACGUUUCAGUGAUGCCUGCGGCGUAGUCACGCCCAAUGCACGUCGGCCCAGCAUACGCACCGACCUCAAUCUGAUGCGCUCCAAGACGAUGGCUCUCAACGAAGGCGGCGAGGGCGGUGUGCGCAGCACAUCCCGCUGGAACCGCUGCGUCCUCAUGUGAAUGCGCUCUCGCGCUGGCCAGGGGCAGGCAUAGAUUCUUGACGUCCAUGUGAUAGUAGUGAGAAAAGGGUCAGCAUGUGGUGGUCAGGGGAGGCCACAGACAGUGAGCCUAACUGACAGAUAGAUAGAGAGAUCUUAAUUUUAAACGCAGCGUUUGGGUGAUUUCGUUAUGUAAUGUAAAUACUUGAGCACAUACUUAUACACACAAGCUGGGAGCACACUCGCAUGUGGGUGUGUGGCCAGGGCAAGCAAAUGGUAUAUAAAUGAAUUAUAUAUACGAGCUUUGCAUUUUUCGCAUUGUUAUUAUAAUAUUAGCAAGGCAAACAAGUCAAAUAUAGAAUAUAUAUAUAUAUGUAUUACGCAUAUUUAAACACGAUUUCCAACCCUUCCUCCGCACCUCGCAUUUCAACAAAGCAAACAGACCAAAUAUUCUAUUUCUAUUACAACAAAUAUUUACAUUUUUGUAUUUCUUUGUAUUCGUAUCGGCACUUAUUUUGAAUUGAUGCACUCACACACACUCACACACAAAUGCAGGCGACAAUAAUGUUAGGACAUACAUGGAAUUGGUAAUUGUUAUGCGAUUCGGUUUAAGAUUUAGUAACCAAAGUUGAAUUUGAAUGAAUUGGGAUGAACUGAGAGUUAGCUUAUUUAAUUGUUAUUGUUGAUUGUUGUUGAUAUUAAGCCAACGUUUUUUUUUUCUCACUUUAUGGAACUCCAAUGCACCAAUGCCACACAUCUAUGCCCAAUACAAGACCUAAAGGGUCCAAUUAAACACUAUUGUAAAACGUGUACACCGAGCAACCAGACCAGACUAGACCAGACCUAAAACAAAAGAAUACUAUUUAAUGCUACAAUACUCUAUGCCAAUACAUAAUCAUAUACAAU
Messenger RNA from Drosophila mojavensis, 4651 nucleotides. RefSeq names its product GTP-binding protein Rhes. The transcript is spliced from 4 exons. The record is from RefSeq and is a predicted model, not a curated record. Bases 2451 to 3767 code for a protein of 438 amino acids. Gene Ontology annotation, molecular function: GTP binding; GTPase activity. NCBI's taxonomy places the organism in Eukaryota, Metazoa, Arthropoda, Insecta, Diptera, Drosophilidae.